UAAUUUACAUCAAAGCUACCUGAGAUUUAAGUUUCUUACAAUUUAGGACCAAAGAGCCUCAACACACACAGGUGGAGUGGUCGAAGAAGAAGACGAGAGAGAGACGAAAAUCACACAAGCUCUGAUAAGUCAUGCGAAUCUUUGCUGCUCGCCUCGCUAACCAUUUUCGCAGAGGGAGAAAUGGGUAUCCUCGAUCUCGGGACUUCUCCUCGUUGACCAAGAAAGAGGACCUUACAUUGGAGGAAGAAGCUGAGAGGAAGAUAGGAUGGAUGCUGAAGCUUUUCUUUGCUGGGACAGCAACCUAUGUUGGAUACCAGUUCUUCCCUUAUAUGGGUGAUACUUUAAUUCAGCAAUCAGUCUCGCUUUUACAUGUGAAGGAUCCCUUGUUUAAGAGGAUAGGAGCUUCUAGGCUUUCGCGUUUAGCCAUUGAUGAUGAAAGGAGGAUGAAGGUUGUAGAGUUGGGUGGGGCUCAAGAGCUUCUUCAUAUGCUGGGCGCUGCUAAAGAUGACAAGACAAGGAAAGAAGCUCUAAAAGCUCUUGCUGCUCUCUCUAAAUCAGAUGAAGCUGCCAACUUCCUGGGAUCUAAAGGAGCACUCUCUAUCGUCAAAUCCACUCCUGAUUCCGCCGAAGAUUCAGACAUUUCAACUUACAAGUCUAACAUACUCAAGAAGCUAGAUGAUAAAGACCUUUCUCUCUGAUUACAAUGUUUUUUUUGUUCAAUUGAAUAAUGGUCUACUCUAUAAAAAACAAGAUAAGGAAUAAGUUUUAAAGAAUUUGAAACAGUUUUGGUUU
Brassica rapa (field mustard) is the source of this 792-nucleotide messenger RNA. RefSeq lists its product as uncharacterized. Lineage: Eukaryota; Viridiplantae; Streptophyta; Magnoliopsida; Brassicales; Brassicaceae. The record is from RefSeq and is a predicted model, not a curated record.